AUGACUUGUUUUCUGCAACAAAUAAUAAACUGCCUGCACAAUAUUAAUCACAGCGGUAUCAGCAACAAGCAAGCAAUUCUUCAACAGAGAGCUUUAGGUAGAGAACUUGGUUUAGUGGUUGAUCUGACAAAUACUACUCGUUACUAUCCAUUAUCAGAUUGGACAAAAGAAGGGAUUGGCCAUGUCAAGAUAAGAUGCAAAGGAAGAGAUUCUGUACCUGAUGAUGAAUCUGUACAAAAGUUUUGCAAUGAGGUUCUGGAUUUUUGCUCCCAGAGAUCAAACACAAAGAAAUAUAUACUCGUACACUGCACUCAUGGGCAUAAUCGUACAGGCUAUAUGAUUGUUCAUUUUCUUGUGCGUACAGAAUCACUAUCUGUCACUGAGGCAACAAAUAAAUUUGCACAGGCGCGGCCCCCAGGAAUUUACAAACAGGAUUACAUUGAUACCCUAUACAUGUUUUUUAAUGAAAAGAAGCCUGAAAGUCUUGUUUGUCCACAAACUCCAGAAUGGAAGAGCCUCCCUGAUCCUGACGUUCAUGAUGUGUCUUUCUCAGCUACAGACAAUCGUGCAGACAUUUUGCAGCAGGAGAAUAUCGAGAGGAAUGGAGUAAUGACAAAUGUAAUAAAUUGCAACCUGUGA
Molecule: messenger RNA, 639 nt
Organism: Lathyrus oleraceus (garden pea)
Lineage: Eukaryota; Viridiplantae; Streptophyta; Magnoliopsida; Fabales; Fabaceae
Exons: 1
Coding region: 1-639 (212 amino acids)
Biological process (GO): protein dephosphorylation; 7-methylguanosine mRNA capping
Molecular function (GO): mRNA guanylyltransferase activity
Source: RefSeq, a predicted model, not a curated record